Castor canadensis (American beaver) is the source of this 720-nucleotide messenger RNA. NCBI's taxonomy places the organism in Eukaryota, Metazoa, Chordata, Mammalia, Rodentia, Castoridae. The record is from RefSeq and is a predicted model, not a curated record.
AUGGCGGUGCUAAUGCUUUUUACAGAGGUUUUGGCCCUUCCAAUUGUUCGUAUGCUGGACUGUGCAGCAGUGGAUGUUGCCGCUCCCUACUGGACAGCUUUGGGGAUAAUCAGCUCAGAGUGUUUGAGCCCAGAAUUUCCAUGGUGGGAUGGGCCAUCUGGUACAGGCAGAAAGGCAGAAACUUUCCAGAUGGCUUCAGCUAAUGACCAGGUUUCGAUCUCAUUGUCAGAAGAAAACACCAAUGACCUCCCAGGGAUGACCUCCAGUGACAUGAAGACAGUUCCCAAAGAGGCAGUGUUAAGUUUUCGUAUCAUCAGCUACCGAGUAAAAGAGAAGAUUGGCUUUCUCCAUGGUUGGAAAACAGUUGAGACAGAAGUGCUAUCAAAUAUCAAUGGGAUAAUGAAGCCUGGCCUCAAUGCUAUCAUGGGACCCCCAGGUGGAGGCAAAUCUUUGUUGUUAGAUGUCUUAGCUGCAAGGAAAGAUCCACAUGGAUUGUCUGGAGAUGUCUUGUUAAAUGGGGCACCUCGACCUGCCAAUUUCAAAUGUAUUUCAGGUUAUGUGGAACAGGAUGAUGUUGUGAUGGACAACCUGACAGUGAGAGAAAAUUUACAGUUCUCAGCAGCUCUUCGGCUUCCAACAACAAUGAGGAAUGAUGAAAAAAAUGAACGAAUUAACACAAUCAUUAAAGAGUUAGGUCUGGAUGCAGUGGCAGAUUUCAAG